AUGGACGAGUUUGCACAGACAGGAGCACAGCAAGAUGAUCUGUUUGACGAUAUCCAGUACGACCAGUCAAUGCAGACACGUGGAGAUGAUCUGUUCAGCCAUGAAAUACAACCCGUGAAUCAAGAGGUCCAUCAUACCACCGAACCAGAGAAGCAAGAAGAACCAAGCAACCAACCAGAGGCAGAAGUACCAACUGUGACUACUGAGGUGGUGUCAGAAUCAGCAACAGCCCCUGCAAAGUCAACACCAACACCUACGACUUCGACACCAGCUCGCGGUGGACGUGGAGGCGCUCGAGGAAGGGGAAGAGGCAGGGGUCGCAAUAACCAGGAUCGCAAUAAUCAGGAUCGCAAUAACCAGGAUCCCAACGACCAAGACCGCAGCCAACAGAAUCGCAACGACCAAGACCGCAGCCAACAGGACCGUACCAACUCAGACCGCAAGACCCAUGAACCUCGUCGCAACAACAACAACGAGUCUCGCCGUAACAACCAAGACCGUAACAAGAAGGAGCCGCAAUCAAAAGAUGGCCCAGCUGACAAGCAAGAACAACCACCGUCAGCUGCUACCGCCGAACCCUCAAAGCCAGCUACCAACUCUGUACGCGGUGACCGUACCGCCACUGGAGGCCUUCGCAAGCCCAAGCUCAGUGAACAAGAGUUGGCCGAGAAGAUGUCAAGAAUAUCGCUCAAGAAUGAGAAGCUUGCAGCCGCACACGCAAGAGCUGAAGCAGAUGCCGCCGACUUUGCCGAGCGUGAAGAAGUCGCAGCCAAACGUCGACAAGAAGAACGAAGAGACAGACAACAAAUGAUGGGCGAAAGAGAAAAGAACAGGUUACGCAAACUCAAGGCUGUGGGCGGUAGGGAAUGGGAUGCUGAGAAGCCUGACGAUGCAGAUGCCUUCGGAGGUCCUCGGCAGGCUGGUGGCAGAGGACGUGGUGCACAUGGAGGAAUCGCUGGUCAACGGAACCCAGAUGGCUCUCGUGAGGGCUUUGGCGGCGACAAAGAAGACUACACUGAUGGACGCGAGUACAUGUAUCGCGAGGAUCGGGGCAGAGGCAGAGGCCGUGGACGAGGAGGUCGUGGUGGUGGCCCCGGUAGAGGUGGACGUGGCCCACAGCAAGAGAGACAACCCUCUCAAUCUGUACCAAAGCCCACAGAUUUCCCAGAUCUGUCUGGCUCGGCCUCAGCUCCCAAGUUUGAUACCGCUCCGCCACCGACCAUGGCCUUCCCGACAAAGACGAAGCUUGAGCAGCUCGACAUUGAUGACACUCCUGGCACGGAGAAGAAGUCCUGGGCUGAUAUGAUGGAGUAA
This is a messenger RNA of Aureobasidium uvarum, 1314 nucleotides long. The record is from the annotation of a GenBank genome assembly. Lineage: Eukaryota; Fungi; Ascomycota; Dothideomycetes; Dothideales; Saccotheciaceae.